AUGAAGUUAUGGAAAGGUGCUACUUUUGCCUUCAUGCUCUGUGGCGCAGCCCUGUCCAUCCUCCUCAUUAGAAACAUGGCCACUAUCGGACAGUUCAAUCUAAAGACAAAAUACUCAUCUUCAUCCGCAUCAAGACAGUCCUCAUCAUCAAAAUCACUUUCCAAAACCUCCCUGCCAUCACCCUCAUCAUCAUCAUCAUCAACCUCCUCAGCAGAACUUACGGUGUUGUCCAGGCCGAUGGGUGGUCUUCAUCGGAGAACCCGCUCUACAGACGAAGUGAACUCCAUCCUCUCAGAGUUCUCCAUGAUGUUCCAGAGCUUCACAGAAGGCGAGUUUCAGCAUGUGGUCGGGAAACUUUUGGACAGGAAAAGACAGGGCCGGCGCCUGAGCCAGAGCCAAACCCGAAGGACUAAAAGAGCCCGGAGCCCUAAGUCCUGCGUUCUGAAGAAGCUGGAGGUGACUGUGAGUGAACUGGGUCUCGGCUAUGAAAGCGAUGAGACGGUGAUGCUGCACUACUGCAGCGGCAAAUGCACAGAACACCGUCACAACUACGACAUCACCAUGGACUACAUGAUGCGAACACGCUUCAAGAGGGGCCGUAAGGUUAGCAAAGGCCCCUGCUGCCGGCCCAUUGCAUUCGAGAAGGACUUCUCCUUCCUGGACAACAGAAGCCGCUAUCACACAAUACAGAAUGUUUCGGCGAAGAAUUGUGGGUGUGUAUGA
Messenger RNA from Scomber japonicus (chub mackerel), 723 nucleotides. RefSeq names its product neurturin. The record is from RefSeq and is a predicted model, not a curated record. The transcript has 2 exons. The coding region runs from base 1 to 723 and encodes 240 amino acids. Gene Ontology annotation, molecular function: receptor tyrosine kinase binding; glial cell-derived neurotrophic factor receptor binding; growth factor activity. NCBI's taxonomy places the organism in Eukaryota, Metazoa, Chordata, Actinopteri, Scombriformes, Scombridae.